AUGGCGCAAGACAAAAAGCUUCUUGUUGUUAAAAGAAUCCUCAGUAUCCAAAGUCUUGAAAAUGAACAACAACGGGAGAAUAUCUUCCAUUCUCGAUGCCAAGUUCAAGGGAAAGUCUGUAGUUUGAUCAUCGAUGGUGGAAGCUGUACCAAUGUGGCAAGCACUUUAAUGGUGGAGAGACUAGGCUUGACCACCACCAAACAUCCGAGCCCCUACAAACUCCAAUGGCUCAAUGACGGUGGCGAAAUCAAGGAAAAUCUUUUUAGCACUAAUGAAUUGCCCGAGGAAUUGCCCUCUUCUAUUUUGAGCCUUUUGCAGGAUUUCCAGGACGUUUUCCCGAAAGAGACUCCGAGUGGAUUACCACCUCUUCGAGGAAUCGAGCACCAAAUCGAUUUUGUGCCCGGAGCGAUAAUUCCAAAUCGACCUACCUAUAGAACGAAUCCUGAAGAAACCAAAGAACUACGAUGGCAAGUCAACGAAUUGAUGGAAAAGGGCUAUAUUAGAGAGAGUCUUAGUCCUUGUGCCGUGCCAGUCCUCUUGGUGCCGAAAAAGGAUGGUACUUGGCGAAUGUGUGUCGAUUGUUGUGCUGUGAAUAAAAUCACUAUCAAAUAUCGACAUCCGAUUCCUAGACUAGAUGACAUGCUAGACGAACUAAGUGGAGCUAAACUAUUCUCCAAGAUCGAUCUAAAAAGCGGAUAUCACCAAAUUCGUAUGCGAGAAGGCGACAAGUGGAAAACUAACUUCAAAACGAAACAUGGUUUGUAUGAGUGGUUGGUCAUGCCGUUUGGCUUAACCAACGCUCCUAGUACCUUUAUGAGACUCAUGAACCAUGUGUUGAGAUCCUUCAUUGUUAUCUUUCUUGGUUUUGUGGUUAGUGCACAAGGUUUGGAAGUCGAUCAAGAGAAGAUAAAGGCAAUACAAGAGUGGCCGAGACCUAUAUCCAUUAGCCAAGGUCAAAACAAUUUGAACAAGAGGCACGCUAAGUGGGUCGAGUACCUUGAGUCAUUUCCCUAUGUAAUUAAGUACAAGAAAGGUAAAGACAACGUAGUAGCUGAUGCCCUAUCGCGGAGGUACACUUUACUUUCUACUCUUGAAUCAAAGCUACUUGGGUUUUCAUUCUUAAAAGAAUUGUAUGCCAACGAUGUUGAUUUUGGAGAGAUUUAUUCUGCUUGUGAGCAUGUUGCAUUUGAGAAAUUUUAUAGGUUUGACGGGUUUCUGUUCAAGGAAGGUAAGAUCUGUGUUCCACAAAGCUCUGUUCGGGAUUUGCUUGAGCAAGAAGCACAUAGUGGAGGACUCAUGGGACAUUUUGGAGUUGGCAAGAUGUUAGCCACUCUUAACGAACAUUUUUAUUUGCCUAGGAUGAGGGACAUUGUUCGUUUACAUGGAGUACCGCGAACUAUCGUGUCAGAUCGAGACUCGAAAUUUCUUAGCCAUUUUUGGAGGUCACUAUGGGAUUCCAACUUGAGGACAAGUCACUUUGAAGAUAGGGGGAAUGAUGUGAGCACACCCGGGGCAUCCUUGAAUGCAAAAGAAGAUCAAAUCGAGCUUCCAAAGGGUCCCAUGACUCGAGCUCGAACCAAGCAAAUUCAAGAUGCUAUAACAGCCUUGGUGAUGCGCAUUUGGGAAGACAGCAAGGUCCUUGAUGUUGGAAGAGCUAAGGACGACUCCUUGAAGACUCCAUACACCCUUUUGCAAUUCGAUUUCAGCUCCUCCCCAGCUCCCCAUGCGCCAUUCAGUUUCCAUCAGCUCGCUUGA
Molecule: messenger RNA, 1755 nt
Organism: Gossypium arboreum
Lineage: Eukaryota; Viridiplantae; Streptophyta; Magnoliopsida; Malvales; Malvaceae
Exons: 6
Coding region: 1-1755 (584 amino acids)
Source: RefSeq, a predicted model, not a curated record